Plasmodium reichenowi is the source of this 972-nucleotide messenger RNA. Its product is annotated as receptor for activated c kinase. Gene Ontology annotation, molecular function: translation regulator activity; protein kinase C binding; ribosome binding. Gene Ontology annotation, cellular component: nucleus; cytosol. The record is from RefSeq and is a predicted model, not a curated record. NCBI's taxonomy places the organism in Eukaryota, Apicomplexa, Aconoidasida, Haemosporida, Plasmodiidae. The transcript is spliced from 2 exons. Gene Ontology annotation, biological process: positive regulation of protein phosphorylation; rescue of stalled cytosolic ribosome. The coding region runs from base 1 to 972 and encodes 323 amino acids.
AUGAUGGAUAAUAUAAAAGAAGCUGAAAUUUCUUUAAGGGGUGUUUUAGAAGGUGGUCAUAGUGACUGGGUUACAUCUGUAUCAACACCAACAGACCCCAAAUUAAAAACUAUUGUUAGUGCUUCAAGAGAUAAGAAAUUGAUCGUAUGGAAUAUCAAUACUGAUGAUGACAGUGGAGAAAUCGGAACAGCUAAAAAAUCUUUAACCGGUCAUUCCCAAGCUAUUAAUGAUGUUUCCAUAUCGUCCGAUGGUUUAUUUGCCUUAUCAGGUUCUUGGGACCAUUCAGUACGUUUAUGGGAUUUAUCACUUGGAGAAACCAUAAGAUCAUUUAUUGGCCACACGUCUGAUGUUUUUAGUGUUUCUUUUAGCCCAGAUAAUAGACAAAUCGUCUCAGCUAGUAGAGACAAAACUAUUAAAUUAUGGAAUACCUUAGCACAAUGUAAAUAUACGAUAACAGAUCAACAGCACACAGAUUGGAUUACAUGUGUUCGAUUUUCACCUUCACCAAAUCAAGCUAUUAUAGUUUCAUGUGGUUGGGAUAAAUUAGUUAAAGUGUGGAAUUUAAAAAAUUGUGAUUUAAAUAAAAACUUAGAAGGACAUACUGGUGUUCUAAAUACUGUCACAAUUUCACCUGAUGGUUCUUUAUGUGCCUCAGGAGGUAAAGAUGGUGUUGCCAAAUUAUGGGAUGUUAAGGAAGGUAAACAUUUAUAUUCCUUAGAAACAGGUUCAACCAUUAAUUCACUUUGUUUCUCUCCAUGUGAUUAUUGGUUAUGUGCAGCAACGGAUAGAUUUAUAAGAAUAUGGAACUUGGAAAGCAAAUUAAUCAUUUCAGAAAUUUAUCCUGUCAAACAAUCUAAAAUAGGUGUACCUUGGUGUACAUCCUUAACUUGGUCAGCUAAUGGACAAUUAUUAUAUUGUGGUUCUACAGAUGGAAAUAUAUAUGUAUACGAAGUUAAAAAGCACUCAGUUUGA